This is a messenger RNA of Aspergillus ochraceoroseus IBT 24754, 309 nucleotides long. RefSeq names its product putative NADH-ubiquinone oxidoreductase 12 kda subunit. NCBI's taxonomy places the organism in Eukaryota, Fungi, Ascomycota, Eurotiomycetes, Eurotiales, Aspergillaceae. Bases 1 to 309 code for a protein of 102 amino acids. The record is from RefSeq and is a predicted model, not a curated record. The transcript is spliced from 2 exons.
AUGCCCACCCCGGAAUCCGCCGCCUUCCUCGCCAAAAAACCCACCGUGCCUCCGACGUACGAGGGCGUCGACUUCGAAGACACCGUCGCGGUACACAAUGCCCGCGAUGCGAUUAUCCGGGAGCAAUGGGUGCGCAGCAUGAUGUCGAGACUUGUCGGGGAGGAACUGGGCAAGUGCUAUGCGCGCGAGGGAGUCAAUCAUUUGGAGAAGUGUGGAAAGUUGAGGGAAAAGUACUUUGAACUCCUGGGAGAACGCAAAGUCAAGGGUUACCUGUUCGAGGAGAAGAACUACUUCUCAAAGUCGACGUAG